GAGAGAAAUGCUCCCUUUGUCAAGAAGUCAUCCCUCAAACAUUCAAUGGGAAAAAAUUGUAACAAGAAGACAAUUUCCUUUUCAAGAAACAACACUAUUUUCUCUUAUUCGCAAAAUAGCGAAAUCAAUUCUGAUUGAAAGGUGAUCAAGCCUAGCAAGGAAGAUGAAGCCAAGAUUCCCAAUCAAUUGAAUAUAGAGGGCAAAGAAAAGAAAUCAGCUCCAGUUUUUCAUAAGCUGAACUCUCUUCCACAUAUGAAACCACCUCUUUCAAAGAAUAGCACGAAAGGGAGUACUUCUCACAUGAAAUUUUCACAGAAAAAUUCUCUCUCAAGCUCAUCCACCUUUAAGAACAGCACUGGAAGUCUUGCUAGGUUUGGAAACCUUCAACGCCAGAGUUGGAAUAAACAAAGGGACCCUUCACUCACCCAAAACACACACCAAAAUGUAGAUUUCUUAAAAUCCAAGAGCUCCACUCCCCUCAGGAGCAACUAUUACUCCAAAAUGGAUAUGUUUAGACAGAAAAACAAGAUUGGGAGUGACUCGCCACUGAUUGAGAUAUUCAAGAAGCCGAAUUACUUCACUGACAAAUAUGAUAUGAUCCGGAGCCCUCAGCCACAUUACUAAUCCUUCCUAUC
Molecule: messenger RNA, 635 nt
Organism: Moneuplotes crassus
Lineage: Eukaryota; Ciliophora; Spirotrichea; Euplotida; Euplotidae
Source: the annotation of a GenBank genome assembly